Vitis vinifera (wine grape) is the source of this 1484-nucleotide messenger RNA. Its product is annotated as myb family transcription factor RLI1. The transcript is spliced from 6 exons. The record is from RefSeq and is a predicted model, not a curated record. The coding region runs from base 667 to 1230 and encodes 187 amino acids. NCBI's taxonomy places the organism in Eukaryota, Viridiplantae, Streptophyta, Magnoliopsida, Vitales, Vitaceae. Gene Ontology annotation, molecular function: DNA binding; DNA-binding transcription factor activity.
UUAUAAAUUAUAUAUUUAUUUUGUUACAUCAUGUAUAAUAGUAGUUUAAUACUAGGCUACUAGCAAACUAGGAGUCAAUUUUUUUUUUGAUUUAAUGACCGAUCUAAUUCAAAAAACAUUGGAUUUUUCUAUAACAAUAAUUAGAAUUAUGGCAACCAAGGUUAUACUUGAAUUUAUUUAUUUAUUUUUAAAUAAAGUUAGUAUCUAAUUCUUUUAUUUUAGAAAUGAAAAAUAGCAUGUAAAAUUAUCACAAUAAGGUUGUCUUUUUGCUUCACUUGUCCAUCCAAAAAAUCCAACUGUCCUACAUAUUUUAGUGAAUUCAUGUCAUGAUCCCACAUUUAAUUUAAAGAAAAAGGAAAGAAUGUACAUUGAAAUUACCGAUGACAUUUUGAUGUUGUGGAGAUUGGCAGUGACAAAAGGUCAUCGAUCAUUCCUAUCAAUCUUAGGCAUAAUUAAAACGCAUCAGUGAAGCUGAGGGCAAGUGAUUUUAUAUGCGCUUCUCUCGAUUUUCUGAAUGCAUCAUAUUAUUCAUUGAUUACUGGUUUGUUGAUCAAUCGUAGACUAAAGCUGAUGACAGGUUCAGAUGGACCAAGUCGCUUUUGUUCUCUUCUUUUGCAGCAUAUGCUAGAAUCUGCAGAAGGUGGAGUCCUUGUUUGAUGUUAAUUCAUGAGGCAGAAAGGCCACAUAAGUACUUGUUCUUAUACUCCUCACGAUUUCCCUCAGAAGGUUAAUAUUUGGAUUGUUUCCAUUGCAGGGAAAUCUGAGAAAGGGGCCAGCUCCAGUGAUGUGCCUCAUCUUGAUAAUGAAGAUGGCAUGCAGAUCAGGGAGGCACUGCAGCUGCAACUUGAUCUUCAGAGGCGUCUCCAUGAGCAGUACUCAGAGGUUUACGGCUACUUGUGCAAGAGUUCUCCACUUGCACAGCAGGCCCAGUGUGCUACAUCUUCUUCUGAGGGUGUUUCUAUUGCUUCUGCCGAUCCUGUAUCCCCAGUUCUUCACAGUAAACCCCGAAUCAGGUGGACUCCAGAUCUUCAUGAGCACUUUGUUGAGUGUGUAAAUCGCCUGGGUGGAGCUGAGAAAGCAACCCCAAAAGCCAUACUCAAGCUGAUGGAUUCAGAAGGACUGACCAUCUUUCAUGUGAAACGCCAUUUGCAGAAAUAUCGGAUUGCAAAGCACAAGCCAGGAUUUGCAGGAGGGAAAUCUGAGAACAUGGAAGGCAGUUCAUCCGUUUGAUGUUUGACUUGGACAAGAAGUUAAAGACUCUCCAAAAAGUAGAAAAUUUCAGUGCUUUGAAGAAUCUGAAGCGCCUCAUUUGACAUACAGUCUUCCUUGAAUAUCUGAGGAGCCAUGGUUGGAGUUCAUCAGGCGAGGGGAAAAGGACAUCCAUUGAGAUACGUGAUAUUAAUCCUUCAUUGAUUAUGUGGACAUUUUAGUUCUUUACAUGGGCAUCCAUUGAGAUAUAUGAAAGUUAUAUUUUAGUUCCUCUA